AAUAUCGCGAGUAGUUAGUCCAGCUCUAAAAUCGUGUUUCUCUCGUAGAAAAACAGAGAAAAAAAACUUUUUCGUGCAUUUGGCCCGUGCAAAAACCGAGAAUCGCCCCUGCGUUUGUUCCGUACGGCGAUAACAUUAAACGCGCGCAAUAAGUAAGCGCGUUUUAGCGGCCAACUAAUCGCGAAAUCAAAAAUAUAUUUCCAGCAAGAAGAAGAACGAACGGCAGUAGUAGCUAUAAUUGUCGCCGUUGUUGUUGUUGUUUGCAUUAGUGUUGGUGGUGUGCGUGUGUGUUGUUGUUCUUGCUUUUGGGAUGAUGCUGUGCUGUAAAGUAAAGUGAAGUUAAAGUGGUGGCAAAACCAAAAAGUGUGUGCAACGCAAAAUAAACGCUGCAAUUCGCGGAUAGGCGUAGAUUCGUAUAAAAGAUGGUGGUAAUAAGCCUCAAAAAGUCGUGAAAUUUUUUAACUGUGUUUCGUGCAAAAAAUUGCGCCAAUAAGCAAAAGCAAACGCAAACAUCGUUUGUUUUAUUGCAUUCCCUGCACACACACACACACAAACACACGCACGCAGUCGCAUACAUAUGCGCUGCAGCAGCAACAGAGAUUUUGACCACACUACUCACUCACACCCACAUGCAUCCACGCAGCAAGCGGUGCUCAACAACAACAAAAACAAAGAGCAGUUAAAUGUUUCACUUAAGUGAUCUGGUUACCAAGGAGUAGAGCCACCAACCAGGAGGAAGAGGAAUCGCCAAGCCGGAGCCCAGGAACGCCACCGAAAAUGUCGCGGUGGGGCAAAAACAUCGUCGUCCCGCUGGACUCGCUUUGCAAGGAGAAGGAGAACACCAACAGGCCGACUGUCGCCCGCUCCGUGGGCACCGUUGGCAAAUGGGGCAAGAUGGGCUUCACCUCGACGCGCACAUACACGCUAUCCGCCCUUCAUCCAAUGGCUGCGGCAGCAGCGGCGGCCGCGGCGGCAGCAAGUCCUUCCCAGAGUCCCGCCUCCACGCAAGACCACGAUCCCAGCGAUCUGUCCGUUUCGGUGCCGGAGCCGCCAAAGCCUAAGAAGUUCUUCAAAUCGAGGAACGCAGCUCCGCCGGAGGUGAUUGCCCAGAUUAUCCAGCAGUUGCCGCAUUGCGGGGCUGGUGCGUCGCCCAUGCGGGACCAGUACUCGGCGGGAGCGGGCGUUGGUGGGGCCACGCCCACUUCCGGUGCCCAGGAGGCGGGCGGACAAAAGCUGAAGCCGGGCAAGGGUGGUAGUUCCGCAGAGCGGAAGCGCAAAUCGCCCAAGAAGAAGGUGGCUGCCACGACGCCGUCAACAUCAGCCGCCGCGACCACGCCCUCGACGCCUGGUGCGUUCUACGGCGCCUCUGACCGGGAUGGCGAGGGGCUAAGCGAUCCCGCCUCGGAGCAGCCGGAGUCGUCCAGUGCAGCGGGCAAGCAGAGGCAGAAGAAACCGAAGGAGGAAAAGAAGCUGAAACCAGAGGCACCACCCUCGCGCGUUCUGGGUCGCGCCCGCAAGGCGGUCAACUACUGUGAGGUGGACGAAGACGAGCGCUAUCCCACGCCCACCAAGGAUCUGGUCAUUCCCAAGGCGGCGCGCCAACCUGGGGAAGUGGCGGCCACCGCGGCCUCCGCGUCUGAAGCCUUCAUCAGCUCCACGUUUGGCAGCCCGGGAUCAGAACCUUCGCUUCCCCCGCCCACGUCUGCGCCCAGUGCUCCCACGCCUACGGCUACACAGCUUCCCUCCGCAUCAGGCGUUCCGUCGAAUCCUUCGAGCGCCUCCCGCACUCCAGAACAUCCUCCGAUUGUGCUGCGCAUCUCCAAGGGCACUUCCCGCUUGGUCAGCACGGACAGCGAGGAGCCGCCGAGCAGCUCGCCCGCUCACCAGAACCCACAGAGCCUGCUCCCCGUCGCGGAGGAGGAGCCAGCGGAGCGGACCGGAGACGAAACAGUUCCUGCAAGCACGCCAAAAAUUACUGUGAAGCCACUGAGGCCACCGCCAGCGGAAUCGGCGGAAGGAUCAUCGGCGGCAGGGGGAGCGACGGACAACUCCUUCGAGGAGCGCAAGCCGUCCGACGGCAACGAGGAAGAGGAGGACGAGGAAGAGGAGGAGGACGAGGAGGAGGAACCGCCGGAGAUCAACUACUGCACGGUGAAGAUAUCGCCGGACAAGCCGCCCAAGGAAAGGCUCAAGCUGAUCAUCAAGACGGACGUGAUCCGCAACGCCAUCGCCAAAGCGGCCGCAGCAGCAGAGUCUCGCAGCGAGAAGAAGUCGAAGAGCAAGAAGCACAAGCACAAACAGCUGCUGGCCGCGGGAGCUGCAGCCGCUCCUCCGUCAUCUGCAGCCAACCCCAGGGAGCCCACCUCGGAGUUCAAGACGCCCUCACCUCACCUGGCCUUCAGCGAGGUCAACAGUCACCAAACGCAACAUCCGCCUUCGUCACAGCACCCGCAGCGAGGAUCCUCGGUCAUAUCGCCCACCACCCGCUCCGAUCACGACUUCGACUCGCAGUCCUCGGUCCUGGGCAGCAUCUCCUCCAAGGGCAACAGCACGCCGCAGCUGCUGGCGCAGGCCGUGCAGGAGGACAGCUGUGUGAUCCGCAGCCGGGGCUCCAGUGUGAUCACCAGCGACCUGGAAACGAGCCAGCACUCCUCGCUGGUGGCCCCGCCCUCGGACAUCGAGUCCCGCCUGGCGUCCAUGAUGAUGACCAACGACGGCGUCGUCUCGGGGACGGCCACCGUGUUGCCGGAGACUCCGCUGCAGGAGGACAUACUCGCCGUGCUGCGGGGAGAAGUGCCUCGGCUAAACGGCAGCACGGCAACGGACCCUGACCCAGCUCCUCCGGAGGAGGGGGAGGACCAACAGCAGCAGCAGCCGAAGAGGGCCACGCGGGGCAGGGGCAAGAAGGCGAACAACACCGCGGAAGCCCCUGCUCCGGCCACGGAGACCAGAACCCGCGGCAGGGCCAAGGGAGCCGACACUGCCGUCGGUUCGCCUCCGGCGCCCAAGAGAAGCACACGGGGCACCCGAAACUACAAGAAGGCCGAGCCGGAAGUCGACAUGGAAGUGGACGAGCCGGCGGCGGCGGCGGCAGCACCAGCACCGGCGAGCGAAGGGCAACUGGAGCAGGCCACUCCGCCGCCGCGAAGAGGACGCAACGCGACCACUCGGGCGAACAACAACAACUCGGCCAGCGUGAACAACAACAUCAACAAGAUAGCGGCCAGUCUGUGCGCCAAGGCCGAGGCCAGUCGCCUUGUGGAGGGCGGAGCGGCGGGAGCAGCACCGCGCAGCUACGGCCGGAAGCGGAAGAACCAGCAGGUGACCCAGGUGCUGCAGCAGGAGCAGGCGCCCGAGGAGGAGGAGCCCCCCGAGGCUGACGCGGAGCAGCCCACGCCUGCGAAGAUCCCGCACACGGAGCACAGGGAACCCUCGCCGGACCACGACCCGGACCCCGAUCCCGACGAGCUCUCGAACAACUCGAACACUUCGUCGCUACAGCACGACGGAUCCUCCUCGUCGCCCCCGCCGCGUGACUUCAAGUUCAAGGACAAGUUCAAACGAACUCUGACCCUGGACGCGCAGGGCGCCUCCAAUGCGGGAGCGGGAGGAGCUGCCGGAGCCGCGGCUGGAGGGGCAGCGGAGUCCGCUGGCGGCGAGCAGCGUGGCGCCGUCAAGCUGGUCAUCUCCAAGAAGAAGGGCAGCAUCUUCAAGAGCCGCGCUCUGGUGCCGUCCGACCAGGCGGAGCAGGCGACGGUGGCCAAGCGGCAUCUGUACAAGCACAGCUGGGACGCGGCGCUGGAGGCGAAUGGCGCGGGCACCGGCAGCGACGCCAGCAACGCCUCGGCAUCGGGAGCGGGCGUGGCCGGAGCCAAGGACCACCUGCUGCACCAUUUGGCGGCGGGGAAGUCCGAUGGCGACUUCGGCGACAGUCCCUCGUCGAACAACAACGGCUCUUCCAGUGCGUGCAGCAGCGCGUCCACGUUGCGCGGCGACAGCCCGGCGCUCGGAAAGACCUCGCGGCUGGCGGGGAAGCAGGGAGCGCCCACCACCUCCACCAACGUCGAUGCCUUCGACUUGGACCUGGAGCCGAUCGCCGGCGAUCUCGACUUGGAACGCGGUGCGGCGGGAACGGCUUCCAGCGGAGCGGGAGGAGCAGCUGGCGGCGGCGGCGGAGCGACUGGCGGCAGCGGCGGAGGACCCAUUCGCGUCGACCGCAAGACCAAGGACUACUACACGGUGGUGCGAAACGUGAAGACGGCCCACCAGAUCCAGGAGAUCGGAGAGUACCAGGAGAUGGACGACGACGUCGAGUACAUCCUGGAUGCGCUUCAGCCGCACAAUCCGCCGGCGACGCGCUGCCUCUCCGCCCUGCAGCUGGCCGCCAAGUGCAUGAUGCCCGCCUUCCGGAUGCAUGUGCGUGCGCACGGCGUGGUCACCAAGUUCUUCAAGGCACUGUCCGACGCCAACAAGGACCUCAGCCUGGGCCUGUGCACCUCGGCCAUCAUGUACAUCCUCUCGCAGGAGGGUCUCAACAUGGACCUGGACCGCGACUCGCUGGAGCUGAUGAUCAACCUCCUGGAGGCGGACGGCGUCGGCGGCGGCACGGAGAGCGGGCACCCGGACAGGGCGGGCUACGACCGCAACAAGCAGAAGGUGCGCGAGCUGUGCGAGGAGAUCAAGGCGCAGGGCAAGGGCACCCAUCUGAACGUCGACUCCCUGACCGUGGGCACGCUGGCGAUGGAGACGCUGCUCUCGCUGACGUCCAAGCGGGCGGGCGAGUGGUUCAAGGAGGACCUGCGCAAGCUGGGCGGCCUGGAGCACAUCAUAAAGACCAUCUCGGACUUCUGCAGACCGGUGAUCGCCAGCGAGGCGGAGAUUCACUGGCAGCCGACGCUGCUGGACAACAUGCAGACGGUGGCGCGCUGCCUGCGCGUCCUCGAGAACGUGACGCAGCACAACGAGGCGAACCAGCGCUACAUGCUCACCUUCGGCCAGGGGAAGGCUGUGGAGACGCUCUGCCAGCUGUACCGGCUCUGCAGCCAGCAGCUCACGCUGCACCCCUCGGUGGACUGCGCCGGCAGCAACAAGGAGCACCCGGGCGUGGCCAUGCGCGAGCUGCUGGUGCCGGUGCUCAAGGUGAUGAUCAACCUGACGCACACGUUCAACGAGGCGCAGCCCUCGCUGGGCGCCGAGCUGCUUGGCCAGCGGGGCGAUGUGGUGGAGACGAGCUUCCGGCUGCUGCUGCUCUCGGCGAACUACAUUCCCGACCAAUGUGUCUUCGAGCUUAGCAUACUGGUACUGACCCUGCUCAUCAACCUGUGCAUGCACACGCCGCCCAACCGGACGGCGCUUAUGCAGGCCGCAGCUCCGGCGGAGUACGUGGCGGACAAUCCACCGGCCCAGGGAACUGUGAGUGCGCUGCAAGCCCUGCUGGAGUACUUCUACAAGUGCGAGGAACUGGCAAGGUUGGUGGAGAAGAACACCGACGCCUUCCUCGAGAGCAACGAGAAGGGCAAGAAGAAACAGGAGGAAGUGGAGGAGACCGUCAACAAUCUUUUGCAACGCGCUGGUCACCACAUGGAGCACACUCUGAAAGGAAGUUACGCGGCCAUUCUGGUGGGGAACUUGAUCGCGGACAACGAGCUGUACGAGUCCCUGGUGCGGCGUCAGCUGCGGGGGAACAGCUUCAAGGAGAUUAUCGGCGUGCUGGAGAAGUACCACACCUUCAUGAACCUGACGUCCAGCUUGGAGGCGGCCUUUGUGGCGCACAUGAAGUCCACGAAGCGGAUCAUCGACAACUUCAAAAAGCGCGACUACAUCUACGAGCACUCUGACGAGCACGACAACACCCUGCCCCUAAAUCUGGAGACGACGACCCAAGUUCUGGCCGUGGGAGCGGCGGACUCGUCGCAUGCGGCUGCUGCCUCGUCUUCAUCCACAUCCACGUCCGUAUCCGCAUCCGCUUCCUCGUCCACAUCGCCCACCGGAUCGACGACGAGGGUGACACGAGUGUACAAGACGUACAGCAGCCACAGAUAAUCGGACUUGGAAACGGAAACGGAAAUGGAAAUGGAAACGGAGAGCCAUCGCCGUUGUCGUUAGACACACCGAAAGCCUGCCACCAAAAUAAAUUCUGUUGUUUGUGAUUAUGUAAUUUGUUUAUGUGCUGAUAUAGCAACCACAAUAUCUAUGUGUAUAGUCUGUAAUGCACCUAGUUUCAGUCAGCUGUACCCCACGUAUAUAUACAUAUAUAUGAAUCGAAAGUAUGUAGCCAAGAGCGAUAGGAUAGGGAUACGAUGCGAUCUGAUCCGAUCCGAUCCGAACCGUUUAUGCGUACGUAUUAACCCAAAGUGAUAGCGAAUUCUCGAGCAUGGUCUGCGUUUUAACUACGGCAAAUGAUAAGGAUUAGUGAAACGAAUCGUGAAGGCAGCACCACGGCGACAACACAAAGAUCCAAAUCCCCUACUGAUAUGUGUACGUUAUAUAGUCAUAAGCAAUAUUAGCAGCUAAAUGUCGACUUACCCUCACAAACACACCCAUGUAAAUAUUGUUUAUUAAGCGAUUUUAUCGGACGCGUCUUAGGUUUAUUUCGAAUGUGUUUUUUACCUAUUCUUACCUUAAACAUAAUAUUUUUUUUAUUCGUCAACUGAAUAGAGACGUUCUUAGCAAACACAAUGCAGGAAAAAGAGCGAGAAGUAGACAGAAGUGUAAAGAGAGAAGUGGGGGAGAGCAAACUAGAGUCGAUGAAGAAAAUAAAGUUAUUUUAUUGCCUAAACUUAAGCUAAAGAAACUCUACUUAUAAAUCUAAAACUGAUCAAUAAAUAUAUAUAUGUAUAUGGA
Messenger RNA from Drosophila ficusphila, 6843 nucleotides. RefSeq names its product protein wings apart-like (gene wapl). The transcript has 8 exons. Lineage: Eukaryota; Metazoa; Arthropoda; Insecta; Diptera; Drosophilidae. The coding region runs from base 778 to 6042 and encodes 1754 amino acids. The record is from RefSeq and is a predicted model, not a curated record. Gene Ontology annotation, biological process: regulation of chromosome condensation.